This is a messenger RNA of Trichoderma harzianum CBS 226.95, 225 nucleotides long. RefSeq lists its product as hypothetical. Lineage: Eukaryota; Fungi; Ascomycota; Sordariomycetes; Hypocreales; Hypocreaceae. The transcript has a single exon. The record is from RefSeq and is a predicted model, not a curated record. The coding region runs from base 1 to 225 and encodes 74 amino acids.
AUGGAAGGCAUCUACAAAAAAACGCAAAAAACAUACAACAGCCGGUGUUCGCUAAUGGUCACCCACUUAACUACUAAUCUGCCGGUUAGAGGCUUGUCUAUGGGGGAGCAGACGGGACCCCGAAUUCUCCUCUACCUAUGGUCGUAUGUGCUAGUGAUUGAGGCGAUUCAGUCUAUAUGCAAAAGAUUCGCACAAAUAAUACUCGAUUUCUUUUCCGCUAGAUGA